UCACCCUCCUGCCACAUGGUGGCGCUGCCCCUCUAUCCUUGCAUUCAUAACCCAGGACUCUCUCAGAAGCAGCGGACCAAACCAAUUGGCGGAAAAAAGGGUGGCGAUGCUGGAGUUGUAUGGAUGUAUACCCUUUUAUUCAAAUUCUGCCGACCAUUCCAUGCAGCAGAAAAACACAAAAAUGCUGAAAACUUAAAUAGGAAAGAAAUGCCAAAGAGAAAAGCAAAAGAUUCCAAGAAAGGACCAAGAGGACAUGAAGUCAAGUUGCAAUGUCAUAAGAAGCCGGUUUCUUCUGAUGUUCCAGAUGUGUCAAGUAUUUUGAAAGUUCCUGGAAUUGACCAAACAGACGAGUUUGACAAUGUGUUUGACCCUCCCUUACAUAGCACUGCUGUAUUUGACUGUGGAGGAGAAGAAGAGGAGGAGGAAGAAGAAGGAGAUAAGGAUCUGGAUUCAGAAGCUGAUGGUUCAACCAGCAAUUCAUCUGAUUCUGAGUCAGAAAAGAGAAAUAGAAGAGAAAGUAAUGAUCAGCAUAGCACAAAAUCAAGAGUGGCAAGGAAAGAUCCUCAAAAGGACCCUUUGAUGAAGAACACGAUGUCUAGGGAAAGUGCUAAAGCCCAAAGGAAACAGAAGAAGGCCUCAGCAGAGAUGGAGGAGGAUGAAUCAGAUGAUCCACACUUGGCUAAAAUGUGUGUUCCCAAAGGGAAGAAAAAACGUGGCAAGCGUGUCACAGAAUAUGAGGUUAUUCUGGAGGAGUUUGAUAAAGUAACAGAAAAAUACAAACAAGGAGUGGAACUGAAGGCAUGUAGGAAAGCUAUUGAUAGCUUUUAUACUGGGUUCAGAGAUCAUCUCCUCGGCCUUAUGACAGGGGCGGAAGAACUGAAAAAAACAAAACUAAAAAAUAUGAAGUUGGUCAAAGAAGCAAAUCAGAAAAGGAGGCGUUUGAUAGACGUUAAAGAAGAAGUAAUUAAAACUGACUCACAGCUGAAGAAACUACAGCGGGAACAUGCUGAACUCGAAGAAAAAAUAUCCUCUCUCAGGAAUGCAAGGCAGUUAAUCACUGAUUUAAAAGAUCUUCAACAAAAAUAUGCUCAGGAGAGAGAGAAAAACCCACAAGAAGACGUAUUAUAUGGCAUUUCCAGCCUUCCUGCACUUCUGGUGGAAUCGCAAAGAAUUUUAGGAGCCGAAGGUCAUAUUCGAAAUAUCAACAAAAGAUUACAGCAAGUUUUAAAUGUGCAAAAAGAAAGCUAGACAUUCUUCAUGCAGAAGACACUCUAAACUGCCUCCUAUUUCCAUAGCACCGUCUUACAUUGUAAUUUUAAGUAUAACUAAUUCCUAGCCCCAGUGAGAAUAUGUUGAUUGAAAUUAAUGGAAUUUAUGUAAACGUUAACUUACAUGCAAGAUAUCUAUGUAGUUGGGACUUGCUGUUGCAUUUAGGCCCCGGUAUAACUUACUAUAGAGAAUGAGCAUUGUCAAAUACCAAGUAAAAACAGAAAUAAACAGUAAGUAUGACAAAUCAACUGAAUCUUAGUUUGGCAGUUUUCCUUGGAGGAUAGGGCCUCUGUUUAUAGUAUUAUCUGCUGCUGGGGAAAGAUCACAAUUUCCUGCUGCAAGAAGUAGAGGGUUAAGAAUGAGUUCACAGCAGGGAGGAGCAGGCAGGAUCCCAUAAGAGGCACUUAAAUUACUAAUAAAUAUUUAAAUAAAUGUUUAAAGAGCAGUAGUUCCACAAAAACAGAAUAUUUGCUAUUGUAGAGUUUAGAAGUGGCAUAUUGUGUGAUCUACUCUAUUUCUCCUCUUACACUAUCCCAUAAAGUGAUGUUAAAAAGUUCUGCGCCUCUUAUAUAAUAAGUAUAUGCCAUGACUUACUUUAUUUUUUCAGAUUUUUUUUCCUUUUGUUCUUUAAUUAUUAUCAGUCAACUAAUUUUAAAAUUCUACAAAAAACAGUUAAUGUCAAAUAUUUGAAUGUACUAUCUGAAAUAUGGCAAUAGAAUUUUGCCCAAUAUCGUUUGAAUUUUUUUUUUUUGAAAAACAAAGUCUUUAAUACUCUGUAUAGAACUUGGCAUGAUGUGUUUUUACACUAUGGUAUUUUUGCUAUUUAAAUCUUUCACCGUGUUAUACAAUGUAUGAGAAUUAAAGGAAUCCAGUUUCUCUGA
Messenger RNA from Anolis carolinensis (green anole), 2150 nucleotides. It is a transcript of the gene cenpu, whose product is annotated as centromere protein U. The transcript is spliced from 12 exons. The coding region runs from base 16 to 1248 and encodes 410 amino acids. Lineage: Eukaryota; Metazoa; Chordata; Lepidosauria; Squamata; Anolidae. Gene Ontology annotation, cellular component: nucleus. The record is from RefSeq and is a predicted model, not a curated record.